Phasianus colchicus (ring-necked pheasant) is the source of this 4458-nucleotide messenger RNA. It is a transcript of the gene AGK, whose product is annotated as acylglycerol kinase. Gene Ontology annotation, cellular component: cytoplasm; mitochondrion; membrane. Gene Ontology annotation, biological process: sphingosine biosynthetic process; ceramide biosynthetic process; phosphorylation. The record is from RefSeq and is a predicted model, not a curated record. NCBI's taxonomy places the organism in Eukaryota, Metazoa, Chordata, Aves, Galliformes, Phasianidae. Gene Ontology annotation, molecular function: ceramide kinase activity; acylglycerol kinase activity; ATP-dependent diacylglycerol kinase activity.
CCACAUUGGGAUGUUGGGAUGUUGGCUCCUCACCAGCUGCAGGACAUCCUUGUGAGCAGGGCACGGGUGGAGAUGUUUCUCCAUGGUUGGUGAUAUUUCUCCUGGUGCAGUGGUCACUCAUUUGGUAGGGCUUGGACAUCAAAUCAUAGAAUCACGGAAACAUUAAGGUUAGAAAAGACCUUGGACAAAGUGCACGCAAGUAAACACCAUCCUGCGCCCACCGGCACACUGACUCAGUGCCACAUCCAUACGGUACUGGAACACCUCCAGGGGCAGUGACUCCACCACCUCCCCGCUGCGGGCCACCUCACGGAUUGGAGGCGGCUGCACCGCGUCUGCGAGCACAGAGGCACGGCCACGAAAAUAUGUUUCCUUGUCAUUUUCGCUUAGAAGCGACCUUAGGGCUGGCAGCGCGGAACGCAGGGCCAUGGCUGCCGUUUCCAGCCGAGCCGGGCGGCGGCGGCCGCGGGCUGCGCGUCGUUUCCCUUCGGGUCGGUGCAGCGGGGCCGCCGCUUCCCCCGGCGGCAUGGCGGGGGCGGGGAAGGUGUUCGCCACCCUGAGGAACCACUGGAAGAAAACCACGUUCGGUGUGUGCUUGCUGAGCUGGGGGGGGAACUGGCUGUACGGGAAGCAUUGCGAUAACCUGCUACGGAGAGCUGCGUGCCUAGAAGCCCAGGUUUUUGGCAAUGAACUGAUUCCUUCCAGUAUGCCUUUGAAGAAAGCGACAGUUUUCCUCAAUCCAGCAGCUUGCAAAGGCAAAGCCAGGAACCUUUUUGAGAAAAAUGCUGCUCCGAUUUUGCACCUGUCUGGCUUGGAUGUAAAUAUAGUUACGACUGAUUAUGAAGGACAAGCAAAAAAACUGAUGGAACUGAUGGAAAACACAGAUCUGAUCAUUAUUGCAGGAGGAGAUGGCACAGUACAAGAGGUCAUAACUGGACUUCUUCGCAGAGCAGAUGAGGCUGCCUUCAGUAAGAUUCCUAUAGGAUUUAUACCUCUUGGAAAGACCUGCACUUUGAGCCACACACUCUACCCUGAGAGUGUGAACCAAGUACAACAUAUUACUAAUGCUACCUUGGCCAUUUUGAAGGGAGAGACAGUUCCACUUGAUGUGUUGCAGAUCAAGGGAGAAAAGGAACAGCCUGUGUAUGCGCUGAGCGGCUUAAGAUGGGGAUCUUAUAGAGAUGCAGGAGUUAAAGUUAGCAAGUACUGGUACCUAGGGCCCCUGAAAACCAAAGCAGCUCACUUUUUCAGUACGUUAAAGGAAUGGCCUCAGAAGCACCAAGCUGCUCUCAUGUAUCUGGGUCCAACUGAGAGACCUCCUGAAGAGCCAGAGGAGAAGCCAUCCAGGCCUCCUUUGUACGUGAGGCUUUACAGACGACUUCGCUUAUACUGGUCACCUCCACGAAAAGAAAUCCCCCAGGAGGUAGCCCCGGAGGACUGGCAAGAACUGAAGCUCUCAACUGUUGAGCUUUCCAUUGCAACUCAGAACAGACAGCUUGAUCUGACACGCACUGAAGACUUCAUGAAUAUUUGCAUUGAAGCAGAUACUGUUAGCAAAGGACAGUUUGUGAACAGAGGAAGUCAGAAGAUGCGUGAUCCACAUAUGUGUCCUGAAGGCAGUCAGUGCAUCCAAGCCAGCAGAUGCAUCUUGCAACUUCCAGAGGGCACUGAGGGAUCCUUUGGCAUUGAUAACGAGGAAUAUGAAGCUAUGCCUGUGGAGGUGAAGCUGUUACCCCGAAAACUCCGCUUCUUCUGUGAUCCUAGAAUGAGAGAGCAGAUGCUCCGUGCAGCUGUACAAUGAGAAUUAAUAUCAAAGGGGCCACUCUUCACCACUCCUGCCAGGUUCUCAAGGCGUGUCCUCACUAACUGGAUUAACCCCACCAGAUUAACAAGCCAUUCAGCUACUUUAUGCACAAGGUACUUCCAUUGAAGGUGGCUAUAUGGCUAGUCUCAAGGGGUUUGAAAGUGCAAGUUAGAAUUCUAAGAAUUGCAUGUUAACUUGAUGGCAUUUUUUUUCCCCUGAAGUCAAUAGUGUUCCAUUCACAGCACUACAGGCUGAGUGCUGAAUGCCAAAUGCUACUGCUUUAAUGCAAUUGUAUAUUAAAGCAAAGAGAAAGAGUACUUGUCCUUGUGUUGUAAGAGUUUACAUUGUCUAUGUAUAAAUCUCAGGAAAGCUGGGAUCUUGGAAAAAUUUGUUCUGGGGGGGUCUAAUGCUAAGUAUGUGAAAUGUUGGAAUUGUUAUAUGAAAUAACUGAAUGGUUAUCUACUCUGUCCCAAAAUAAAUUGGAUAUCAGUGACAUGAUUUCAAAGGAAGUUUGAAAACUCCCAGUAUGUAUGUAUCUAGGUAAGAUCUUUGUUUCCUCUUCACCCUGCCAGGUUCAACAGCACAGAGCUCUAGUUAAUAACAUAGUAGAAAUAUAUUCUUUUGAUCAAGUUUAGGUAUGUUACACAGAAGCACGCUGGAGAAUCAUCAUUGACUUGGAGUAUGAAGUCCAUGUGGAAUGACUCUUUAAAACAAGCCAAAUGAGCCUUUCUUGUAAGUAUUUCUUUUGUUCCUCUAGCAGCAUAAGGCAAGUAAGGGCUUCCAAAUAACUUUUAAUAUUAAUUGUACCUGGUUGCUUUUCUCACUAACGCAAAUAGUGCUCAUCACUCUUUAUGCAACCUACAUCCCUUUGAGCCCCAGUUCCAUAAUUGGCUUUGUUGAUUUUGAGCUUUUUUUUUUUUUUUUAAUAGCUUCACUUUAAUUGCUGAAAGGAAAUGUUACUGACUUCAGCAAGGUUAUCUGUUGGCUUUAUUAUAACUUACAAGUUUACGUGAUUCUGCCUUGUUUACUUGAGAACAAUUGAUUGUUACUUUUUCUGAUGUGAUUGCUGUUUGUACAUAGUCUCCAUGCCUAGUCUAAAUUCAUCUGUUGAUUCCUUGCUGUAGUCAAAGUAAGGACAUUAGUGAAUCGAUUUCCAGUCACUUUCUUUAAGACAGCAUCCUGGCUGCAUGCUGCUGCAACAGCAUCCUCUGCUGUCAGCAUGCUAAAAUCAAAAUGCUUUGAAAGGGCAGAAACAAGUUGGUUUUCUGGGUGAUGCUGGAACCAAACUGCAUGCUGACCUUUCCUUGGCUAUAGUGGGAAGAAACUCGCUACCUAAGUACUAAACCCUUUCUUGACUAUGAUACAGGAGAGCAGAGGCCUGUUAGAUGUUUUUAAUGAUAGUGCUGCUUACAGAGCCUGCAUUGAGCUGUCUUUAUUUAAUCUGCAAUCACAAGUGCCCAGCAGCUCCCUGGGUCACUCAGACACGUUGGCUGCACUCUGUUCUUUUUGCUUGCCACAGAGACAUCUGGAAUGUUGUUCUGCAGCCAAUGUCAGGGGCAGUUCUCACCAACUGAGUUUUUCCUGAAGCUGAGGCUUCAAUAGGAAAAUUAGCAGUGUUUUUGCCUAAGUAGCAGGAAAGACAAAGCAGCAGCCAUUUCAAAAAGGUAAGCUUUAAUUGUUUUAAAAAAUACCUAUGUAUUAGUAAGCAGUUCUACUACACAGCCACAGGCCUAUGGGAACAACCACACAUCUGCGAGAUGCAAAUAACACCAGAGCUCUUUUAACUACAACCAGCCUGCUUAAAGGGGCUAAGUGAUACCUACAGCUUCUGGUUCAUUUGGACCAUUUCAAGGGGAAAAUGAUUCACUCCCUUACCUACUACCAGACCCACGGCUUCUGAAAAGUGUGAUUCUUUGCUCAAGGGUAACCAAGAGCUCUUUUCAGACCUGGUGCUGGUAAUGCUGUGCUGAUGUUGAAGUACCAAGGCCAGUCUGAAAUACAGGCUGAUAUUUAAAUACUUAUAUCAAUGCAAGUUGAAUAGCUUAUAUAAAUAUCAUUCAAGUGAUUUUUUUUCCCCUUCCUUCACAAUUCGGAGGCCUCUCAGUAUGAAGUGGUUCUAGAUGUCUGAAUUCCAACAUUCAGGGGGAAAGAUGUGAGGAAAUCAUAACGUAAAAUAAGUGGAGGCUGAACCUACUACCUACAGUGUAGAGGAAAGGACUCUGUUCUUAUGUUUCUAUCUGACAGCAAGACAAACAGCUUUAUUUGUAAGAAGCCCAAGACAGGAAAGAGGAGGAGAACACUGGGUCCCACUCUGUGAGAACAUUUAUCCUGGCUUCAGCGUACAGUAUGUUCUAGAAGGGCUUAAAAUAGUGUAUCAUAAAUAAAAGUGAAGAAUAACAACCUAAUAAUGAACCAGCCUAAGGCACCUGUUUAUUUUAACCACAAUUAGUCAUUUCCAUUUGAAUGGCAUGCUGCAUUAAGCAGGAUCUGAAAUCCCAGUUCACUGCCAUUAUGCCAUUCUGUGAUAUCAAUACAUUGCAGUCCCUCCAAAAAAAACAAAACAAAACAAAAAAUCCAACCACCAGUGUGUUGUUAUCUCCUACCAUCACCAGACCAUUAGCUUGGGGUGAGAAGGAACAAAAAAAAAAAAAAAA